This is a messenger RNA of Verruconis gallopava, 1640 nucleotides long. RefSeq lists its product as uncharacterized. Lineage: Eukaryota; Fungi; Ascomycota; Dothideomycetes; Venturiales; Sympoventuriaceae. Bases 580 to 1329 code for a protein of 249 amino acids. Gene Ontology annotation, molecular function: hydrolase activity. The record is from RefSeq and is a predicted model, not a curated record. The transcript has a single exon.
AACUUUUUGGCAACUUAUCAAUAGACAUUGAAGCCUACUCAGAUGAAUUCGAACAGUGUUCAGGUUCACAACACCAUGAGGAUCCUCUGUGCUGCUCUUUCGAUCAUGGCGGCCUCAGCAAACUCGGCGUUGUCGGAGGAAUUUCAGCAAGUUGUGCUGGAAUAAUUGAUCCGAUUCGACGGCAUACUCUCUUAUAAUCCCAGUUUAGCCUGUCAGCUUGUUCUCCAUCUCUUUCCCCCCUCAGUCUUACUCCCUCUUGACACCUUGCUUAAUCGCAAUCAACGAUUUGAGGAAAGGUCUCGACCUACAGCUCGCUUACGUUGCAUUAGCCUUGGGUUGACUGGUAUUUCAUUCUGCAAACCAUGCUUAGCCUGCCUUGUCUGCUAAUCUUUAGUUCUUUCUGUUCAACCCAUCAAACGUUGGUUCUCACAAGUAUAAAGAUAAGCCAAGCCUAGUGCCAUUUUUAACUUGCUUCUGCUCCCUUAACGUAGGCCGGUCAUUUUCAGAUCUUGAGUUGCUUGAGUUCGACGAUUGUGUUGCACAAAAUCACCUGUUCAUCGUGACAGACUAUUGCUCAAGAUGUCUGUAUCCUCCUGUUGCUUGAAUACAUUCCAGUGGGACGGUGUUCCCACUGGCCGCGUCGGUAGUCUUGCGAACAACCAAGCAUAUAUUGUUGGCGAAAAUCCUACCGCGGCCAUCUUGCUAAUUCACGAUCUCUUGGGCUGGACCUUCCCGAACUUACGCCUACUGGCCGACCACUACGCCAAUGAGAUUGGGGUCACGGUCUACCUCCCAGAUUUCUUUGGUGGAGAGAGUUUGCCCUUCGAGCCAAUCUUGAACGAGCGCUGGCAGGAGAUCGAUGUCGCGAGUUUCGUUGCUAAAAACAGCAGAGAAAUCCGUGAGCCUGAGAUCUUCGAAUGUGCUCGCGAACUAAGAGAAAAAUACGCCAAAAUCGGCGCUAUUGGGUUCUGCUAUGGUGGUUGGGCUGUGUUUCGCCUCGGUGCCGCAACGCAUGCUCCUCCUUUGGUAGACUGCAUCAGCACUGGUCACCCUACGUGGCUAACAAAGGAAGACAUUGACAAUGUCGCCGUGCCUGUCCAGCUGCUGGCGCCAGAGCACGACCCCGUUUUUACUCUGGAAUUGAAGCAACAUGCCUUCCAAACAAUCAUAAAGAAAAGUAUCAUGUUUGACUAUCAACAUUUCCCAGGCGUGCACCACGGGUGUCUUACGAGGGGUUUUGAAGAAAAGGAUGGUGAGAGGGAGGCCUUGGUGCAAGCGAAAAGCGCUGCUGUCAACUGGUUUACCAGAUUUCUGCAAGGGAAAGACUAAAACGCAACUGUUAAGCCGGAGUUGGCGCCUGUGCUCUCAAGAGAGUCAUGUUUGCAUUGGAUUCUAGAACCACAAAAAGGGUGUAUGAAGUCAGUUGAAGCAUGAGAAUUCUCCAUUUACUUGUCCCUAGAGCCCUAUGGUCCAUUCUUUUGGAACUACAUGGACCGCCUCUGAUGGAAGGCUCAAAAAGAUUCCUGCCAUCAUAAAUGGAGCAAAUGCAGUGAACUUCAAACUAUGCAUUGGCGCCUAAUAGAAGUAGUGCUCUUACUACGGGUUUACCUCAUAUUUGAUAUGUAAAGAAAUAUUCUCCC